This is a messenger RNA of Hippopotamus amphibius kiboko, 668 nucleotides long. RefSeq names its product NADH dehydrogenase [ubiquinone] 1 alpha subcomplex assembly factor 2-like. Gene Ontology annotation, cellular component: membrane. The transcript has a single exon. NCBI's taxonomy places the organism in Eukaryota, Metazoa, Chordata, Mammalia, Artiodactyla, Hippopotamidae. Gene Ontology annotation, biological process: mitochondrial respiratory chain complex I assembly. The record is from RefSeq and is a predicted model, not a curated record. The coding region runs from base 44 to 553 and encodes 169 amino acids.
CGGCAGGUCCCGCCGUGGCGCGCGCUGGAGCUGGUGCGACGGCAUGGGCUGGUCUCGGGACGUGCUCCGCGUCCUGUGGAGAGCGCUGUCAAAGGAAGUGAAGCAGCAAGUGGGCACAGGCCGGUUCGGGAACAGAUACUACUAUAUCCCGGAGCACAAGAACUGGAGAGGACAAACUAUUCGAGAGAAAAGAAUUGUAGAAGCAGCAAAUAAAAGAGAAAUAGACUAUGAAGCAGGGGAUAUCCCAACAGAAUGGGAAGCUUGGAUCAGAAAAACAAGAAAGACUCCGCCUACUGUGGAGGAAAUAAUGAAGAGUGAAAAAUACACAGAAGAAAUUAAAAUGAAAGACAAAGAUUGUUAUGAAGAAGAAAAACUCCUUAGAGAAGAGAGCAACAAGGAACUCGUGACUCCACCAGUUCAAACUCAGAUUAAAGGGCAUGCCUCUGCUCCGUACUUUGGAAAAGAAGAACCUUCAGUGGCUCCCACCAGCACUGGUAAAACCUUUCAGCCGGGAUCCUGCGUGCCACAAGACGGCAAGAGCCACAAUCAGUGAAUGCACUGUAGUAACAUCAUUUCAUUUAUAUGUGUGUGACUAUUUUAACAAAUAAAAACAAAAGGUUACUUUGUAAAAAAAAAAAAAGUAUGCAAUGUGUGUGUGUGAGAGAGAG